AUGGCACUAGCAGCCUUACUUAGUAUGCUCCGCGGUCAUCCUCGUCUGCAGCACCCCUUCUCCGUCACCAAUCACCGCAGCCGCAGGAGGCUCUUUUCCGUGAAAGCUUCUGAGAAUGGGAGUGUGGUAGGCGGAAAUGGUGACCACAGGAUAGUACUCACAGAGCUUCACAAGGAGGCAACGCAGUCUUACAUGUCCUACGCAAUGUCCGUGCUUUUGGGCCGGGCGUUGCCUGAUAUCAGAGAUGGGCUCAAGCCCGUCCACCGCCGGAUACUAUAUGCAAUGAAUGAGUUAGGCCUUUCGUCAAGGAAACCUUACAAGAAAUGUGCAAGAGUAGUUGGUGAGGUUCUUGGUAAGUUCCAUCCACAUGGGGACUCUGCCGUUUAUGAUUCAUUGGUUAGAAUGGCCCAGGAUUUCUCAUUGCGAUCUCCACUCAUUCGCGGGCAUGGAAAUUUUGGUUCUGUUGAUGCUGAUCCUCCUGCAGCAAUGCGCUACACAGAAUGCAGACUAGAGGCACUCGCAGAGGCAAUGUUGUUGGCAGAUUUGGAACAAGAUACAGUCGAUUUUAUUCCAAACUUUGACAACUCACAAAAAGAGCCAUCCUUACUUCCUGCUCGUGUUCCAAACUUAUUAUUGAACGGUGCCUCAGGGAUUGCGGUUGGAAUGGCAACAAAUAUCCCUCCACAUAACCUUGGGGAGUUGGUAGAUGCACUGUCUGUCUUGAUUCACAAUCCUGAAGCAACGCUGCAAGAAUUGCUCAAAUACAUUCCCGGACCUGACUUCCCUACUGGAGGAAUGAUAAUGGGUAACCUUGGUAUUUUAGAGACGUAUCAAACUGGACGAGGACGCGUGAUAAUUAGAGGGAAAACUGAUGUUGAGUUGCUGGAUCCCAAGAGCAAGCGUUCAGCAAUUAUCAUAACAGAGAUACCGUAUCAGACCAACAAAGCAUCCCUUGUUGAGAGAAUUGCUGAACUUGUUGAAAAUAAGGGUUUGGAAGGAAUAAGUGAUAUACGUGAUGAGAGUGAUCGAUCUGGAAUGCGCUUAGUCAUUGAGCUUAAGAGGGGAUCAGAUCCAUCCAUAGUGUUAAACAAUCUUUAUCGCUUAACUGCACUGCAGUCCACAUUUAGCUGCAACAUGGUGGGGAUCCUUAAUGGCCAACCGAAAUUAAUGGGACUAAAGGAAUUACUUCAGGCCUUUCUGGAUUUUAGAUCUUCCGCGGUUGAAAGGCGCACACGAUAUAAGUUAUAUCAAGCGCAAAAUCGUUAUCAUAUUGUUGAGGGCAUUAUAACAGGACUUGAUAACCUGGACAGAGUCAUUGAGGUAAUCCGGAAUGCUUCUAGCCAUGUGCUGGCUUUGACUGAUUUAAUGAAGGAGUUCAACUUGACCGAUAAGCAAGCAGAGGAAAUAUUGGACAUAAGCCUCAGACGGCUAACAUCUCUUGAGAAAAAAAAGUUCCUUGAUGAAGGAAAAUCUUUGUCUGAACAAAUAUCUAAGCUACAAGAGGUUCUUUCAAGUAAAAAGCUAAUACUUGAGAUGAUAGAAAUUGAAGCAAAAGAAAUAAAGAACAAAUUUUUUACACCAAGGCGUUCAAUGCUUGUGGACACUGAUUGUGGUCAACAUGAAGAUAUAGAUGUGAUCCCCAAUGAGGAAAUGCUACUGGCACUUAGUGAAAAAGGCUACCUAAAAAGAAUGAGGCCGGAUACUUUCAAUCCUCAGAAACGUGGGACUAUCGGGAAAUCAGUUGGGAAAUUGAGAGUAAAUGACACAAUGUCUGAUUUCAUUGUAUGUCGCACGCACGAUCAUGUCCUCUAUUUCAGUGAUGAGGGAACAGUAUACUCAGCUCGUGCAUAUAAGAUCCCAGAAUGCAGCAGGGUUGCUGCUGGCACACCUUUAGUCCAGAUGUUAUCUCUCUCUGAUGGCAAGAGAAUAACAUCAUUUGUUCCAGUUAGUGAGUUUGAAGGGGACCAGCAUCUUAUGAUGCUAACUAUGAACGGAUAUAUCAAGAAGGUUUCGUUAAACUAUUUCUCAUCAAUAAGGUCGACCGGUAUCAUAGCAAUCCAACUGGUUCCUGGUGAUGAGUUAACAUGGGUGAGGCAGUGCACAAAUGAUGAUUUUGUGGUGAUGGCCUCACAAAAUGGCAUGGUGAUUUUGUGUUCUUGCGAAAAUAUUAGAGCGCUUGGAAGGACUACUAGAGGCGGAAUAGCCAUGAGGCUUAAGCCAGGGGAUAAAAUGGCGAGCAUGGACAUAGUGCCUGCUGCAUUGGGCAAAAUGUUGGACAGAGGCUCAGAGACACCGGAGAACCUUGGCAGGGGUCUUGCGGGUCCUUGGCUGCUCUUCAUAUCUGAGAAUGGCUAUGGAAAGCGAGUUCCUCUUGCUAGCUUUCGAACGUCACCGCUCAAAAGAGUUGGUUUGAAAGGUUACAAGGUUGUGGCGGAGGAUCGUUUGGCUGCUGUAUUCGUAGUGGGUUUCUCCGUAGGAGAGGAUGGAGAAAGUGAUGAAGAAGUAGUGCUGGUCAGCCAAAGUGGAACCGUGAACAGGAUCAAAGUUCGGGAUAUCUCCAUACGGUCCCGAUUUGCAGGGGGUGUGAUUCUGAUGCGCCUGGAGCAUGCCGGAAAAAUUCAGUCAGCUUCCUUAAUAUCAGUAACUGAGACCGUUAAUGAGGAGGAAUUUCUGGCGGCCUCAGUAUGA
Striga hermonthica is the source of this 2688-nucleotide messenger RNA. The record is from the annotation of a GenBank genome assembly. NCBI's taxonomy places the organism in Eukaryota, Viridiplantae, Streptophyta, Magnoliopsida, Lamiales, Orobanchaceae.